UUUUUUUUCAUUUUUUUUAAUAGGCAGAAUUGUGUGCAUUUGGUCAUUUGGUACUUAGUCUCUCUAUUCCAAGCAUUUUUCAAUAGACCUAUAAGAAGAGAAUUAGAUCUUAAGAAAAAAAGAAAACUUAAUGUAGGUAAUGCUGCUUCAAGCUAAGAAUCGAGCCCUUCAGCAAAGACUAAAUAGUAUCUGAAGUGUCUCAUGAACCAGAUAUUUUCACUUCUUUUGAACAUCUGAAAAUAUUUAUACUACAAAGUAUGCGAAAAGAAAAGAGGAAUGAGCUCACCAAAAGUCCUAUUUAUUACAACCUUGUCUAUUGGGAAGGAACAAAACCACACACCUAAAAAGACCUCAAGAUUAUACCAAUAUAGCCAGAAAUGUUCUAAUUAUCUUCUGAUUUCUCGAAAAGAUCAGGCUCUUCACAUAAAAGGGAAAAAGCACCAGAGGAAACAAGGAGAAAAAGGAAGAAAGCAGGCAAAGCCUAGUAGAUUAGAAGAGACAAUGUCAGCGCACAAUGUUCUCUCAGCUCCUCACGCUGGGCUCCUUGCCACCUUCAGGGCUCAGCACAAGUAUCACUUCUUCAGAGGGGCCUCCCUGACCGCCCUAUGUAAGUUGGCCUCUCAGUUAUCCUCUAUUACGUCACCCUAUUUAUUUCCUUUACAGCACCUAUAACAAUCAUCCAACUUGUUUGGCUCUUGUUUGGUCUAUAUCCUCUACUACAACUUGAGCUCCAUAAAGUCAUUCUGUAACCUUGUUACCAAGCAUAACACCUGGCACACUGAGAGCACUCAGCGUGUGUUGUAUAAAUGAACCAGUGCCUCGAGGCAGUAGAUUGACCACGGAGAAAAGAGCCCUAACAAUUUUGUUGUUUUGGUUGCAAGAAGCCACCUAUGUCUGUCCCUCAACAGCUCUAGAAAGCCUAGACUAUAAGACAUGUACAUGCUGCCGUAAGGGUAAUGCCAAAUUGUUACUGCACUCAGACAGAAACCUGUCCUUAACAUGACUAAAAGCACCCAAUAUUGUGGUUAAUCUAUUUGGUCAUAUUUUUAAGUAGCUUUUAAAAUGUUAAAAUGUGUGUAAUUUUCCCCUUCAGUUGAGUCAUUUCUAUUAGCUAAGAACCAGGAGUGUGACAAGCAAUGAAAAGUUCUAUCAGUGAGAAACUGAGCCACACUUUAAGGUUCUGUGUGAGACCUAGGAAUUUGCUUGAGACUGAAGAUUCCAAUUUUCUACUAUAUAAUUCUGCUUCAACUAUGUAAUUCAUAUAAUUCCACUGCUGCUCUUGCUUUCCAUCUGACACUUGUUUUGAGAAAUCGUAGGUAGGAAGGAGAAAGAAAUGUCCCUCUUUGAGCCUGUUCUUUGGGGCUAGUGCUUCGUAAAGCCAAAUGUCAAGCUAGACAUCUCCACGCUGAGAGCACCCACCACUCCAAGGCAGGGGGCCGGGAUGGGACCUGACCAUAGUCCCAGUAAACAAGCUGCAUCUUGUGAGUCCAGUUAAUUAGGGUCAAGCUACCCUUUAUGCAAUUGCUUUUUCGACUCCUGAGCGUUUAGUAUCAUGAUUAAGUGUUCCAGCCAUGUCACCGCUAUCCACAAGAAAGGAGCCCACAACGUCGGCCUGCGUAGUGGCAAAGAACGAUUAGUAAAAAAUCCCCAAGGGGGCGGUGAAGCGCUACGGCGGAGCGUCUGGUCCACGAGGUCGCGCGGUCCCUCGGUCUUGUGGAAAGCUCUCUCCGACGCCCACCUUGAAGGAUCCAUUAAAGGCAGUCGGAAAUAUCUACACCUUCGGGACCCACGCCGGCUCGCGGCUCCCAGCUCAACGGUCUGGGAAGAAGGCCUGCGCAUCCGACACUGGGUAACUGGAAAUGUAAACAAGAAUAAGUUGUUUGUUUCCUGAUGGCUUUUAGUAGAUACUGACACAUUGUUUAUGAUGGCAUCCGAGACUGAGAAGACCCAUACUUUACUCCAGUCUUGUAGCACUGAAUCUCUUAUUUCCAGCCUUGGUCUGGGAAUAUUUUGUCUAGUAGCUGACAGACUUCUUCAGUUUUCUAUAAUUCAGCAAAAUGACUGGGUUCGUGCCCUCUCAGAUAAUGCGGUACAUUGUGUGAUUGGCAUGUGGUCGUGGGCAAUAGUCAUUGGAGUCAAGAAGAAGACUGACUUUGGAGAAAUCGUUUUAGCUGGAUUUUUAGCCUCUGUUAUUGAUGUCGACCACUUUCUUCUAGCUGGAUCCCUAUCUUUACAGGCUGCUCUGACUCUUCCCAGAAGACCUUUCCUUCACUGUUCUACUGUGAUACCCGUUGUGGUUCUGACCCUGAAGUUUACUGUGCACUUUUUCAAGCUCAAAGACUUGUGGUCCUUUCUUCCCUGGAUGUUAUUUAUAUCCUGGACCUCACACCAUAUCCGAGAUGGAAUUCGUCACGGCUUGUGGAUAUGCCCAUUUGGAAAAACUUCUCCUUUGCCAUUCUGGCUUUAUGUAAUAAUUACAUCAUCUUUACCUCACAUCUGUUCAUUCGUUAUGUAUUUAACAGGGACCAGACGAGCGAUGUCUUCAAAACACGGAAUUCAUAUUGAUGUCUGAGGUAGCCAUAUGGCAGUCUUAGAGAAGCAACUGAUUCAGACAUCGAUGACUAAGGGUAGCCAACAUUAACGUGAAUUUUUAAAAACAUAUUAGCUAUUUAUAUUAAUGAUUAUAAUUCCUGAAUCCUCUUGCUUAGGAGGCAUGUACAAUUUUUAGAAAUUUUAUAUAUUUUUUGUAAUUCUAUUUCUCUCUUCUAUAAUACUCUAGUGCAAUAUUAGAGUUUCAUUUAUUCCAUGAUAUAUUUUUAUUGUUUCUUCUGUUGGUCUGGCUUUACUAACAGCUCUAUUAGAUUAACAUCCAUUAAGUUUUCUGGGAGUAAACCUUUAAGGUAGUACAUUUCCUGAUGAAAAACUGCUCACAUUUUAGGGGGACUAAUUUGUGGAAAGUUAGCAUUAUAUUUGGAUCCACAUUUUCCUGAGAUACUGAAACAGUGAAAUGGCCAAAAUAAAUGAGGUCAUGAAUAAGAUGUAUAGUGAACACGAACAUUUCUUGAUUUCAUGUAAGUUGAUCCUGACUGAAGUUUAAUUUGCCAAGUGCCUUAGUGAGUUGUGGUUACUAGCAGAAUCUGCUUUGUUACACUUGUGAGAAAUCACUAUAAUAUUCAUAAAAGACAGUAACUAACAUUAUGUCUGGUUAUUGUUUCAGAAAUCAGUUUAGGAAAUAAUUACUGUAAUAUGUUGGCUAUAGUAACAUCUUACUCAAGUAUUAUUUUUUGAGUAUCUUUGCCCAAAAUUGAAUGUUAGGGUUUUAACUGUUUUGAAAAACAUAACUAUAUUUAACAAAAUACUUGUUAAAAAUUAACGUGAACAAAAUAUUGAUACUUGGCUCAUAAACAUAGAAUUUGAAUUCACACAAAAAAGGACGUACCAGUAACGUCAUUUCAAAUGUAAAUUCCUGAAUGUGCGAUUAAAAUUGUUUUAGUUGUUAUCGAUUUGUUUACACACUAUUCUAAAGUAUUAUACCAGUUAAAUAAUUUUUUAAAAAUCUGCCUGAUAAAAAACAUAUUUUUUUCAAAAUAAAGUAAUUUUAGGAAAUUUGCUUUUUCCUUUGUUUUUUCAGAUUGAUCUUCUGUUAAAAGUGAUUAACCUUUAUUAGAGAAGGAAAAUUUAGUCACUGUGAAUUUUGCAUUUGCACAGGUUAAUGUUACUUUGAUAUAAAGGUCAAUGCCCCAAAGGCAUCUGCUUUUUUUGGUAGGAUGUGUGUUAUCUGCUGUCUUCAGAUUGUCUUACAUAUUUGAUUUGUAAUGCUGGUGGUUGUGUGCCCUAUUCUCUGAGAAAUGAUGAAGCAAUGGCUUAUCCACAGCAGAUUUUUCUUACUUAUUAAGUUAAACAGAGUUCUGUAAAUUGUUAUAAAAGUUCAGGCUCUAAUUUGGUUUAGUUUCUCUUUUUGUUGUUAACCAAUUGGUCUCUUUCCAUUUUAUUUUAUAAUCUGCUAGAUCUUAUAAUCUGUUAGUAUCUUUCUAGAGCAAUUAUUGUGUAAAUUUGGUUGUUUUAAUAGUAAAUAUUAUAUAAGUGGGUAAAUUUGAUUAAGGUAGGGAUUUUUAAAAAGCAUAUGAUUUCAGAAAUCUAUGGAAAUAAAGCAUAUAUCUUGUGUAACUUUGAGUAAAUUAUAAAACACUCCUUUUUUCUUUCUCCACAUUAAACAAAAGAAUACCA
Molecule: messenger RNA, 4227 nt
Organism: Equus caballus (horse)
Lineage: Eukaryota; Metazoa; Chordata; Mammalia; Perissodactyla; Equidae
Gene: TMEM267
Product: transmembrane protein 267
Source: RefSeq, a predicted model, not a curated record